This is a messenger RNA of Condylostylus longicornis, 901 nucleotides long. RefSeq names its product splicing factor 3B subunit 6 (gene Sf3b6). The coding region runs from base 168 to 539 and encodes 123 amino acids. The record is from RefSeq and is a predicted model, not a curated record. Gene Ontology annotation, cellular component: ribonucleoprotein complex; nucleus; cytoplasm. Lineage: Eukaryota; Metazoa; Arthropoda; Insecta; Diptera; Dolichopodidae. The transcript has 3 exons. Gene Ontology annotation, molecular function: mRNA binding.
UCAGACUAGACAGUCACAAUAAACAUUAAACAAAAGACUAGCGUUUUUUUAUAAUUUAAUUUAAUGCUGAUAUUCGAACAAAAGGAAAAGAGUAUUGCUUAUUGAUUUUAAAGACACAAUUAUCACUUGCGGUAGUUUUUCUUAAAAAGGCACAAUUCUCUUAAAAUAUGGCUUUGUCGUUAGCCAAAAGAGCAAAUAUUCGUCUCCCACCUGAAGUCAACCGUGUUCUUUACGUUAGGAAUUUGCCAUACAAAAUUACGUCUGAUGAAAUGUAUGAUAUAUUUGGGAAAUUUGGGGCAAUUAGACAAAUAAGAGUAGGGAAUACACCAGAAACCAGAGGCACAGCUUUUGUAGUAUAUGAAGACAUUUUUGAUGCUAAAAAUGCUUGUGAUCAUCUGUCUGGUUUUAACGUUUGUAAUAGAUAUUUAGUAGUCCUUUAUUAUCAAUCUAACAAAGCUUUCAAAAAAUUGGAUGUCGAUAAAAAGCAAGAAGAACUAAAUAAUUUGAAGGCAAAAUAUAAUAUAUCAUCGGAAAAAUAAAUGCAAAGUAUACAACAAACGAAAAGAAAACUACUUAAAACAAAACGAAGUUUGUAGGUACUAAAAGGUAUAAUUUGUGCUUAAAUUCCCAAUAUAGAAAUUAAAAUGAAUUACUACUUUACAUUCAUACCUAAAGUAAAAAUCUUUUUAGAUCCAAUUAAUGAUUAAAUUGCAUCCAUAUGUGUGGAUGUAUAUACCUAUACAGAGUUUUGUUUUAUGUAUUCCUCAUUUUAAAUUUAAAUCAUCAUCAUCAUCACUCAUCAUAAAAAAAAAGAAAAAUUAAUGUAAAAUGUAAAAAAAAAAGAAAAAUUAAUGUAAAAUGUAAAAAAAAAGAAUAAAAAACAAAAUAAAAACAAAAUCUA